GGUCACGCCCGCGACGUGGACGCCACUUCGUUCCGGCGGAGACAUCGCGGCGCCUGGGCCUCGUCUUCCUCCUCCUCCCCCCCCAGCCUGCGACCCACAGUCAUCGCCAGCCACGCCGGGCCUUCCCGGUCUAUCGCUCUCGCUCUGCUCUAUCCCGCCCGUGCUGCGAAGACGCUCCACGGCCGUCUCCGUCAAACGCCGAUCUGCGUCUCUGCCCGGGUCAACUCGCGGCUGCUUUAGAUCCAUCCUCAUCAUCCUCGUCUCGCGCAGUUUGCUCCGCGUUCUGCUCCGUUUCUGCUCCACCCCUCCUCCCCCCUGCCCGCUCCCAUCUGUUGCUCGACGAGUCUCUCUAUUCUCUUGCCCUAGUCUCGAUUCUCUUGCCCUGGACUCUGAUCUCGUGUCUGGCCUCCGCUCUCGUCUCUCGUCUGACCAGCGCCUCGGCCCCGUGUGUCCGUGUCGUUCGUCCUCGUCGUCAUGGUGCAAAUUACAAAACGGGCUGACCCUGCGGAGCUAAAGGAUGUGUUUUUAAAGUUUGCAAGCCAGAAUAGGAAUGGGGAAUAUUACAUGAGCCCAGCGGACUUUGUGCAGAGAUUUCUGAGCAUGAGCACAGAGCCAACUGCCAAUCCUUCUUGGAUCAAGUUUUUGGCUGGUGUAGCAGACCAUAACAAGGAUGGGUUGAUCUCCUUCCAAGAAUUUGUGGCAUUUGAGUCGGUGCUUUGUGCACCAGACGCAAUGUUCAUUGUAGCCUUCCAGUUGUUCGAUAAGUCUGGACAUGGACAAGUUACAUUUGAAAAUAUCAAGGAAAUCUUUAGCCAGACCACCAUCCACCAGCAUAUCCCAUUUAAUUGGGAAUGUGAAUUUAUCCAGCUGCACUUUGGCAGCAGCCACAAGAAAAGCAUGAAUUAUGAUGAGUUCACACAAUUUUUACAGGAGCUGCAGCUGGAGCAUGCACGCCAGGCCUUUGCUGUCAAGGACACCGACAAAUCAGGCACCAUCGCUGCUCUGGACUUCCGGGAUAUCAUGGUCACCAUUCGGCCACACAUGCUCACAUCCUUCGUGGAGGAAAAUCUCGUUGCUGCUGUUGGAGGCUUAAAAGCUCACAGAGUGAGCUUUGCUUUCUUCAACGCCUUCAAUUCCCUACUCAACAACAUGGAGCUGGUUCAGAAGAUAUACAGCACCUUGGCAGGCUCUCGCAUUGACAUGGAGGUUACGAAAGAGGAGUUCAUGCUUGCAGCACAGCGGUUUGGGCAGAUUACACCGAUUGAAGUGGACAUUUUGUUCCAUCUUGCUGAUUUGCAUGAGCACAGAGGGCGAUUGACUCUGAUCGAUAUUGAACGGAUUGCCCCUCUCGAGGAGGGAGCGCUGCCCUACAACCUUGCUGAGAAACAACGGCAGCAACUUGGUGGGGACUUGAGCCGGCCCAUUCUUUUGCAAGUCGGAGAAUCGGCCUACCGGUUCAUGCUGGGCGCUGUUGCAGGAGCACUGGGUGCCACGGCAGUGUACCCCAUCGAUCUGGUAAAGACGCGCAUGCAAAACCAACGCUCGUCGCUCAUCGGUGAGCUGAUGUACAAAAACAGCUUCGACUGCUUCAAGAAAGUGGUGCGCUACGAGGGGAUAAUCGGUCUCUACAGGGGACUUCUCCCUCAGCUUAUCGGUGUGGCUCCAGAAAAAGCCAUAAAACUCACUGUAAAUGACUUAGUGCGCGACAAGUUCACCAAGCGUGAUGGAUCCAUUCACGGACUUGCAGAAAUAUUAUCUGGAGCAUGUGCUGGGGGCUCUCAGGUCAUAUUCACCAACCCCCUGGAGAUUGUCAAGAUCCGACUACAGGUGGCGGGAGAGAUCACCACUGGUCCCCGAGUCAGCGCACUCACUGUGAUGCGAGACCUUGGAUUCCUAGGCCUCUAUAAGGGUGCCAAAGCCUGCUUCUUACGAGACAUCCCAUUCUCAGCCAUCUACUUCCCCACUUAUGCACACACCAAAAUGUUGCUGGCUGACAAGGACGGGCGAGUUGGCCCUCUCCAGCUCCUUACUGCCGGAGCCAUUGCAGGAAUGCCAGCGGCAUCCUUAGUCACUCCAGCCGACGUGAUCAAGACACGGCUACAAGUGGCGGCACGGGCUGGACAGACAUCCUACAGUGGCGUCUACGACUGCUUCCGUAAGAUCUUGCACGAGGAGGGCUGGCGCGCAUUCUGGAAGGGAGCUGGAGCACGUGUGUUACGAUCAUCACCUCAAUUUGGUGUCACCCUCGUUUCAUAUGAGCUGCUGCAGAGAUGGUUGUACGUUGACUUUGGAGGAAUCAAGCCAACGGGCUCUGAACCCACACCCAAGUCACGGAUUUCGAACCUUCCUCCACCUGAUACAAAUCACAUUGGCGGAUAUCGGUUGGCUAACGUCACCUUCGCUGGCAUUGAAAGCAAGUUUGGCCUCUACCUGCCCAAGUUUCAAGCAAACACCCCAACGCUGUCUGCUGCUCAUACACUUAAGCAGUAGAUCGUUUUCAGGUAUGAAAUACAGUAAUACAAUGGUGCCACAUUUACAAUUAUUGCGAUUUGCUUUCAGAUGUAUAGUUCUCGCAGUGCUGGUUCACACUCGGCUAAUUCCUACAAUACGUAACAACGUAGCGAGAACGAGUUUUGUUUAAACUGCAUUUUUGUUUGUGGGGGUGGGGGAAAAAAAUCUGAAUGCCCACAAGAAAAAUCCACGCAUAGGCGACCAAAAUUCAAAGUCUGCACAGAUACGUUGGAAUCCUACUUGCUGUACCGCCUCUUACAGGCAACUCAGUGUUCUUGCUUUAGGCACGCCAUACAAAUGUUCUCGGUACAAUCCACCAACCCUGUGUGGGUUGGUGGCUCACGACCACAUGUAUCACCGCACUCGGCCUAACAUACAGAGGGAUCGGGCCACGUGUUUCGUUGGGAUGUGACUUGACCGUGCUUGGUAGGGGUUCUGGUUUGGUUCAGGUCCCAAAACAUCUUCAACUGGAAACACCCGGUUGUUUAAUGUUGAUUAUAAAAACGUAUUUAAUUGCUAUAUGUGAUAAGUCCUCAUAGCUCUUAAAAUGCAGACUCUAAUAUGCAUUUCGAAAUGGUGGUAUUGUUCAUGGUGUUGUAUUGCUAUUCAAGAUUAAUGUAUAUAGAAUAAUGCAGCAGUCGAACUCCAAAAAUCCUCGAUGAAAACUCACACAUUUUAUGAUUCUCUCCCCCGUGAAUUACAGGAGCUCCUGUGAACUGCAGAGGCGCUGUGAUGUUUAGGUUUUGUGGUUAAUUGGAAGACACAUUUUUGGAGUUCUACUGGAACUUAAACCAUCAUUCUAUUAACGUGAUAACUAUAUUAUCUAUAGUAUCCAGAGAAUGUUCAAAUAAUUUUGGCAUUAAAAUACUUAAUUGCAACUGUGGUUUGUGGUAUUACAGCCACGCAGAGGGAUGUGCUGUUCACGGUCCCCUUGUUGCCUGCUACUGUUUAGCAACUCUCGAGUGCUGUCCGUGCUGCAUCACAAGUGGCAUGCAGUUCAAAUAAACAACGGAAACAACAACGAAAACUCCAUAUUCAUAAAUAACACUGUGGCAUUAAAAAGAAAAAAAUAGGCGACGUUUUGGGUAAUGGCACUUCUUCAUUGCAUAUGAAUGAAAGGUAACAACAGGUAUGUUGGGCUAGAAUGUGGAAUAUGGCUCUUAUAGAUUUUGUGGGAGCUUCGUAAAUGUUCUAUCAACAAAAUACCUGUGACCAUAUCUCAAUAUAACAUUGUGAAAGAGUUCUGCCCCAUUUAAAAUACAUUUUUAUUCUAGAACUUCAUGUAAGAACUAUUUAACGAAAGCUUGGAAGUACAUUUAUGAAGACGAGUGCGCAAUACAUGACUCAUGUAUGUGGAACUUCUUUGGCAUCGUACGUAGCCAACCGUGCUAAUCGGACACCAAACUAAACACAAAAAGCAGUUCUAUAGAAAUUCGUUUUCAAUCAAGAUUCAAAAAUGCAUAGCUCCAGUGGCGUCCGAAUAUCGGAGGAAAGAACGUUCCAGGCGCCCGCAAAAAAGCACGUCUUUGUUCGAUGGCUAGCCAAAAGCCACUUCGAGGAUGACUGGAGUUUGCGUGAUAAAUAUGGGAUAUGUCUUCUCUUUAAGCCCCCCUAAUCGCCAUUUCUUGUUCAAAGAAUCACUCUCUUCUUUUUCCUGAUCCCCAGUACACUGUAUUCAAAUCACGAUCCUUCUAUUUACAAUAGCAGUGACGCGUUCGUUGAUUGUUGCAGAUCUUUGCAGUUACCGCGGGUGAAAUAUGUUCCGUCUGAGUUACAGUGGAUGUUAAAGUUCCCGUGACGUCAAUCGAACAAGAAUUGGUUCAUUGUUUGCUGGCGUCGUGGGCCAUCUUUUAAACAUGUUUCAAAUUACUCGCAAAAUUACUUCACAGGGAAAUGCAUAGCAAUUGUCGCCUCCUAGUGCAAAAACGUUGCAAGACCCUCCUGACAAGUCGAGACUCAGUGAGGCUUUCCUGGGAAAACAUGCGUAAUACCAAAAUAAAACGUACAAUAUAGAGACCACGUCAUAUUUACCAGUAAACAUGGAAUGUUGGAAAAAUAUUGGACCACUGUUGAUCCAACGGUUCGAGCCACAUGCCAACGUUGAUGCCCAACUUUGGAUGUUUACUGGGUCGUAGCUUCAUAGAUCCAAAUUAUCCCGUAAUUGUAAUCACAUGACCAUGGUAUAAUGGUUAAUUUAGCAUUUUAGGUGCACAUAGAAAGAUGAAUAACAUUACUCUCUUUUAUAAGACUACAAUUGGUACGUUGUAUGAUCUAGGAUGAUUGUGACAAUAUUUUAACAUCAUUAUUCAACUUAAACUUGUCAUUCAAUGUAAUGAGAAAGUGAUUUCAAAGUAACUUUGUCUUAAAAUCAGACAAGACGGGUAAAAAUAAAAAAAAUAUCCUGUCGUAUCCAGUUAUAGAAGGAUCACUUAUUUAUUAGUAUUGAAAUGUAUGGCAUUAUAUAAUUAUCAGAGUAAAACAGCUAAUUAUGAAGGACAGGUUACAUGACUAGUUUUACCUACAUCUGUAGUCUUCUAAAAUUCUGCAUGCUCAGCAUUGUGUGUUUUGCUGUGGAUAUUCGUAUGGCCAUAAAGUGUAUUUGUUGCAGUGGUUAAAAAUACAAUUAAAUAUGAAAGGUUAUUGGGCCUCUAUAAAUUCAAGGUGCAUCAUUCAUUUGCGCUCUGUUGUGUGUGUGCACUUUCAAAGGGUGUUGAAUAACAAGUCGGUUUCCAAAGUGCUGUGUGUGCAUCAGCUGAUGUGCUUUGUUUUAAUGCACCUGCUUCUCUUAUCCACAUAUACGUCACUACUUAUAUUAUGUUGUGACAAUACAAAUACAAAAUAAGAUCGCGCACAAAAAACACAACGCAAAAUAAACUCAUCAUUUGACACCAA
Molecule: messenger RNA, 5403 nt
Organism: Lethenteron reissneri (Far Eastern brook lamprey)
Lineage: Eukaryota; Metazoa; Chordata; Hyperoartia; Petromyzontiformes; Petromyzontidae
Product: electrogenic aspartate/glutamate antiporter SLC25A12, mitochondrial-like
Biological process (GO): aspartate transmembrane transport; malate-aspartate shuttle; L-glutamate transmembrane transport
Molecular function (GO): L-aspartate transmembrane transporter activity; calcium ion binding; L-glutamate transmembrane transporter activity
Source: RefSeq, a predicted model, not a curated record